Alternaria burnsii is the source of this 1779-nucleotide messenger RNA. RefSeq lists its product as uncharacterized. The coding region runs from base 1 to 1779 and encodes 592 amino acids. The record is from RefSeq and is a predicted model, not a curated record. NCBI's taxonomy places the organism in Eukaryota, Fungi, Ascomycota, Dothideomycetes, Pleosporales, Pleosporaceae. The transcript has 5 exons.
AUGGGUUACACACUUCCUCUCGAUCGUGUCGGAUGGACCUACAUUACCAUUUUCAUCAUUUGGAACAUCCUAACCUUCACUGGUGUCAGCUUCCUAUGGGCUCAUCGCAAGCACCCCUCUGUUCGGAUGCGAAGGCUGCCAGUCUUGUUUGCCGGUAUUGGUGUACUCCACAUCUAUGGCUCCCUCUGCUGUUUAGCCUACCCGAUUGGCCCAGCGGUCCCAUGCUCUCUUGAAUUCUGGAUGAUGUCCAUCACAGUCCCGUUGGGCAUGGCUUUGUUCCACGCCUCGAACAGUCAGUUCUUGCACCUCGCCAGUCGUCAGAAGCAGUUUGCUCGUAUGAGCUCUUUGAAAGACCACGAGCCUAUCGACGAGAAAAAGGCUCAAGAAGUCGUCAACAGCCGGUGGAAGAGGAUCAUGAACGGGGUUGAGCGGGCAGACAAUAUCGAGCGAACAUUGAUCUUCAUUGGAAUCGGCAUGGCUGUUCAACUCGCCCUCGUUCUCUUCGUCUUUUUCGCUUCAGAAAAGUUCCACCACGGCUACGGUAUCAUCAACUAUACCGUACAAGGUACUGGCGGGGAAGUGCGCGCAAACUGCAGCAAGGGCUGGGAGUGGUGGCUGUCGAUCGUAUGGCAGCUAUUCUGGUCUUGGAUUUACGCCCCAUGGAUCCUCUUCAAGUCGCGCGGCAUUCGCGAUGUUCACGGCUGGCGUCUCCAAACCAUCAUCUGUUGCAUUGCUGGACUUCCAGCAUCUCCGCUUUGGCUCCUCGGCCUUUACACUCCUUCGUUUGCUCCCAUGAACGCCGUCUUUCCGCCACCAGUGUGGUUCGCUGUCUGCUUCUGCAUCAUGGAGAUUUGCACCAUCGCGUUCCCAAUCGUCGAUGUGCUCAGGAGCAACAGAUUGCGUCAAGAGACUCUUGAUGCCAUUGCCAACUGGGAAGCUCGUCAGGCGACUGCAAACCUGGAAGUCGUGUCUACCGAUGCACCUCUCAAGAGCCCUAGCGAAUUCUCCAGUACGACGACACUCAAGUCUGGUGGUGAGAUCAGCGUCGGCGACCGCUCAUUCGACUCGCAGAAGUCUGACAUUUUGACCAUGACUGCCCUGGAGAACGCACUCAGGUCCAACGCCAUGCCACUGCUCCAAUUUGCUGCCUUGAAGGACUUUUCUGGCGAGAAUGUUAGUUUCCUAACCCACGUCUCAGACUGGCGCCUCUACUGGUUCUCACCCAAGUCAUCCAUUGCCGACCACCGCCGCAAGCAGUUCCUUGCUGCCACGCGCAUCUACGCUCACUUCAUUUCCCUCGAGUUUUCCGAAUUUCCUAUCAACAUCUCAUCAAAGGAGAUGAAGCGCCUUCACAUCGUUUUCGAGAGGACAGCAAAACUUCUCUUCGGCCGUCGUCUAAGUUCCGACUCCUCUUCGUCGAGCGACGCUACACCCUUUGACAAUGUCAUGCCCGAUGAUGCAUCGGACUCGCCCAUCAACGACAAGAGCAACGCCCACAUCUCGGCGAACGCUAUCAGUCUUGAUAAACUUGGACGUGCGAACUUGAAGGCUGUAUCCCGAUUGGGCGAGCUCUACGGGGACGAGUCAGUCAUAGACGUUGACGUUCCGGACUCGUUUAACGAGUUGGUGUUCGAUGCCGCAGAGAGCGAGAUCAAGUAUCUUGUUCUCACAAACACAUGGCCCAAGUUUGUCAACGUUUCGCGCGCCAACAGUCAGUUGAGCAAGGACGAGGAUGAGGAGAAGGGCAAUGCUUUCAUGAGGAAGUUGCUGUGCGCAUAA